AGAGCAGAGCACAGAAUCCACAGAGGGGAGAGGGAGCACCACAAUGCAAAUGAAAGCCACAACCCAAUUCAGCUCCUCCAGGAACGACAGCAACUGCACCAGCGACAGCAGGGUCAGCCAAGUCAUCUUCCCUUUGCUCUACACAUUUCUGUUCCUGGUGGGGCUCACCAUGAACGGCCUGGCAAUGUGGGUCUUCUUUAAAAUAUCCAGUAAAUCCAAUUUCAUCAUCUUCCUCAAGAACACUGUAAUUUCUGACCUGCUCAUGAUCUUGACUUUCCCAUUUAAAAUCCUCAGCGAUGCAAAGCUGGUGUCCUGGGUGCUGCGGGGCUUUGUGUGCCAGGUCACCCAGGUCGUGUUUUACUUCACCAUGUACAUCAGCAUCCUGUUCCUUGGUCUGAUAACCAUUGAUCGCUACCAGAAAGCCACGGCACCGUUCAGGACAGCGACCCCACGGAGCCUGCUGGCUGCCAAGGUCCUGUCCACAGCAAUCUGGCUCUCAAUGUUUGCUCUCUCGCUGCCCAACAUGAUUCUAAACAACAAGAAGAAAACGCCCGGGAGCGUAAGGAAGUGUGCUCUCCUGAAAUCAGAGUUUGGCUUAGUCUGGCACGAAAUUGUGAAUUACAUUUGUCAGCUCAUCUUCUGGGUUAACCUAGCAGUCAUAGUGGUGUGUUACAUCCUCAUCAGCAGGGAGCUGUACAAAUCCUACAAAAGGACACGAUGCACAGGGAAGGCAUCCAAAAAGACUGUCAAUCUCAAGGUUUUCAUAAUAAUUGCUGUGUUCUUCAUUUGUUUUGUGCCAUUCCACUUUACCAGGAUCCCCUACACCUUGAGCCAAACGAGAGAUGUGUUUGACUGCUCUGCCCAGAACACCCUGUUCUACCUGAAGGAGACCACGCUGUGGCUGACAUCCCUCAACGCCUGCCUGGAUCCAUUCAUAUACUUUUUCCUUUGCAAAUCGUUUAGGAAAUCCUUGCUAGACAUGCUGUGCCAGCACAGGGCAGUGUCAGGGCUCGGGGCACACACAAAGAACGAGGGGGAUGACACUGAUGAGACACCACUCUAGAUCUCAGUGUGCCACACACCCAGGAGGAGCAUCCAGAACCUCACUGGCUGCUUUAGAAAAGAGUCCUGCAGAUGAAGCACGAGCACCCCGGAACCACUGCCUGCAAAAACAGAAAUCUGGAAUAACAGAGGAGUCCCCUCACCCCCAGCCUCCACCCUUGGCAAAACAGGAGCUCCCCUGACCCCAACCUCCACACCUGCCACAACUGCUGGGAAGAAGUCUGAACUUCAAGGUGGAACUGUGGGGAAAAACUUAAGACAGAAUCAUGAAAUGUAAAGAUUUUGCAGAAAUAGCUAAACUUGGGCCAGAGCAAAGUCCAUGACAACACAGGAUCUGAGAAACGCAGAUAAAAUCCUCAGUAGAUGUGAAUUUUCAAUACAAGGAGUUGUCACUUUGUAUGCAACUGGCAGACAAACAGAAACCUAGGCCAGAUGAAGAGGACCCAUUUGUGCAGAUUUUUGGUAACAGAAUAACACUUUGCUUAUCUCAUUCUGUGCUUGCAAUUCCUAAUCCAUUGACCAAUAAUUAAUAGUUGUAUGUCAGAGGAAAUGAUUUCAUAAUCAGGCUUAUCUUGAUAAGAAUUAAAUCCCCAAAUCCUUCCCCUUACUGCACAAAUAAACAGAACUGUAUGUUUUCA
Sturnus vulgaris (Common starling) is the source of this 1700-nucleotide messenger RNA. It is a transcript of the gene P2RY12, whose product is annotated as purinergic receptor P2Y12. Gene Ontology annotation, cellular component: membrane. NCBI's taxonomy places the organism in Eukaryota, Metazoa, Chordata, Aves, Passeriformes, Sturnidae. The record is from RefSeq and is a predicted model, not a curated record. Gene Ontology annotation, molecular function: G protein-coupled purinergic nucleotide receptor activity. Gene Ontology annotation, biological process: G protein-coupled receptor signaling pathway; blood coagulation.